AUGUAUAAUUAUCGAUAUAAUCGAUUUUCUCUUCUUUUCCUGACAAACUACUUUCCCGAUGGUCAACUAUUAAAUGCCUUUUUGGAUGAUGGUUGUAUUUUAGCACGAAUUAUACAUGAAAAAUAUCCACAUUUGACAAAUAUGAUACAUGGUAUCAUUAAUGUUAGUGAUAGUGUAACAAAAUCAAAAUUUGAUAAUAAUUAUGCUUGUGGUGAAAGUCUUAUUGAUGGUAUUAAACGUGCUAUAGAUAUCAUGAUUGGAGGAAAAGUAAUAGUACUUAUUGGAUAUGUUAUUGUUACUGAAAUCGAUCCAAUUUGUGCUUUACAAGCUGUUAUGGAUGGUUAUCAAGUAACAACAAUGGCUGAAGCUUGUAAAAUCACAAUAGUUAUACAAUCGUUCAAAGAGUAUCAAUAG
Rotaria sp. Silwood1 is the source of this 414-nucleotide messenger RNA. The record is from the annotation of a GenBank genome assembly. Lineage: Eukaryota; Metazoa; Rotifera; Eurotatoria; Philodinida; Philodinidae.